Puccinia triticina is the source of this 1347-nucleotide messenger RNA. RefSeq lists its product as uncharacterized. The record is from RefSeq and is a predicted model, not a curated record. Gene Ontology annotation, molecular function: transaminase activity; pyridoxal phosphate binding. The transcript is spliced from 11 exons. NCBI's taxonomy places the organism in Eukaryota, Fungi, Basidiomycota, Pucciniomycetes, Pucciniales, Pucciniaceae. The coding region runs from base 1 to 1347 and encodes 448 amino acids. Gene Ontology annotation, biological process: biosynthetic process.
AUGGUGCCAGCUGUUGAUUACGAUGGUAAAUUCAUCAGCCGAGCUGGAAAACGAUGGCAGCCCUCCGGAAUACGCGGUCUAUUCCCUCUGGAAAAUCGACCAGGGAUGAUCAGUAUGCUCGCCGGGAAGCCCAACCCUGCAACUUUCCCAUUUGAAUCGAUUGCAAUCACCUUGAAGCCCUCGGUUGCAACGGGGGAGGUACCCGAAACGCUCUGCUUGAGUGGGCGAGAGUUGGACGCUGCACUCCAGUACGGCCCCACCGCUGGCCAGGAAGAGUUUCUGAACUGGGUAUACCAACUCCAGCAACGAUGCCAUUGCCGGGGCACACCAGAGGAGGAAGGAUGGUCCUGUGCGAUCGGAGCCGGUAGCCAGGAGUUGAUGGAGAAAGCUUUUGCUGCAGUAUGCGAUCCCGAAGACACCAUCCUGAUGGAAACGCCGGUUUACUCUGGCACACUCGGGUUCCUUCAACCCUCUGGUCGCACCUUGAUCGAAAUUGAAUCCGAUCACCAUGGAAUAUCUGCCGUCGAACUUGAACGUGUACUUGCCAACUGGCACUCUGAUCCGGCCACGAGCUCAUUAAAAUUUCCCAAAGUGGUUUACUCCAUACCCACAGGUUCAAACCCCACAGGCUGUUCAGCCCCACUCGAACGCAAGCGGCUCAUCCUAGAGCUUGUUCGUAAAUAUGAUCUGCUCCUUUUUGAAGACGAUGCGUAUUACUUCUUGCAUUUCGAUAGAAAAAAUCGAGCCCCGAGUUACUUUGCUCUGGAAAAGUCAGAGGGUGGUCAAACUGGUCGGGUUGUUCGAUUUGACUCGCUGAGUAAAAUCAUUUCGUCCGGAAUUCGACUUGGUUUCGUCACAGGUCCAGCUAGAAUUCUUGAAAUUAUUAAUCUUCACACUUCGAAUACCAACUUACAGCCCUCUAGUGUAACCCAAGCCAUAACCGGUAAACUACUAUGUCACUGGGGAUUUGAUCGUUUCGAGGCUCAUUGCGACCAAGUCUCGAAGUUUUAUUCUGAUAAGCUCGAAGUAGUCAAUGCUGCUGCCAAAAAACACCUGACAGGAUUGGCAGAGUGGAACAAACCAGUGGCUGGGAUGUUCUUGUGGCUCAAGUUGAACAUCGCUACCCCAGGGAAAGAAGAAGAGGCGGAUUCAUCCACCUUGAUAUCUACACGGGCGGUGCAAAAGGGAGUGCUUGCUGUACCGGGCUGCGCGUUUUUACCAAACGCCGGCAAAAGCGCUUACGUGCGUACUAGUUUCAGCUUGAUCGAUGGAAAUUCGGCCGAUGAGGGCUUUGCGAGGUUAGCUUCUGUGAUCAGGGAAGCACGAGUGGAAGCCGGUUUAGAAUAG